Drosophila serrata is the source of this 952-nucleotide messenger RNA. RefSeq lists its product as uncharacterized. Gene Ontology annotation, molecular function: G protein-coupled receptor activity. Lineage: Eukaryota; Metazoa; Arthropoda; Insecta; Diptera; Drosophilidae. Gene Ontology annotation, biological process: adenylate cyclase-activating G protein-coupled receptor signaling pathway. Gene Ontology annotation, cellular component: membrane. The record is from RefSeq and is a predicted model, not a curated record.
GAGUGGCAGUUCCGGAUGCGGUGGCAUGUUGCGGGCGCGCCAUGGCGUCAUCCAGACACCCAACUUCCCACAUCGCUUCGGCACGCCCAUCGAAUGCGUUUGGAUAAUCGACGCCUCCGAUCUGCCCUCCACCGGCCAGAAUGUCUCCAUUGUGGUGUACCUGACGCAGCUUUAUGUGCUGAGCGGUCUGAAGUUCACGGAGUACAUGUACUAUUCGGAUGACUUCAAGGUACCCGCCCAUCGGGUCUUUACGCUCACCGAAGACGAUGUGACCCAGGCCACAUGGGUGCAGUUCCACAGCCAGUACCUGGAGAUACGGUUCACAAUGGCCACAUUGGAUGGAACUCAUCUGCGGGCACUGGAUCGUCUGUUGGAUGUCUAUGGAUUCAACAUUACCUACGAAGUGCAGAAUGAGGUGAAGACAUCGCAGUGUAAUGCCCUGCAGUGCCGUUUCCUGGGAGAUUGCUUUGCAAGUGCUGAUUACAGCUUGUAUGGAUGCGCCUGCUUUCCCGGCUUCAGUGGCAGCGACUGUGGACAUGGCCCACUGUGCCAGGACCUGCACACCAACGUUUGUCAGAACGGCGGCACUUGCAAGCACAUCGGCGACGCCGCCAUAACUUGCCACUGUCCGAAGGGCUUCAAGGGGACCAGAUGUGAAAUACCCGAAAUAAACGAGACGACGCAGGGCUGCACCAGCAACACCAGCUCCAUCGAUUGCCAUCAGGCCUGCGAUUUUGACAGCUUCAGCCGCAUUGGUUCCAUGCCCCCCGGCCAGCGUUAUUCCGCCGUCAAAACUAACCGGAAUUUGGCUCGCAGCGGUAAAACCCGAUACGAGGUGACCAUGAGGCUUGGAGCCAAUCUCACGGGUUACUAUCGACACGCCGAUCGGGAUCAACUCUCGGCGUAUGGAGAGACAGAACAACUACUAUCUAGAAAUAUCUUCUUUAUUUGA